Messenger RNA from Thamnophis sirtalis, 1045 nucleotides. NCBI's taxonomy places the organism in Eukaryota, Metazoa, Chordata, Lepidosauria, Squamata, Natricidae. The record is from RefSeq and is a predicted model, not a curated record.
UUGCUCAAAGUGUGUUUUCAUUUGGGAAAUGUUCUCCUCAAAUAGGCAAACUUAAUUUUCCUGAGCUUUGUAGAAGAUCCAGGUCCAGUGGGCACCCAGAUUUAGUUUCCUUUGGAGAAAAGUAUCACCAGAGAUUUAAUAGCAUUUCUGUAAUGCUAUUUAGUUAUAAAUCUAUGUGCAGCUAGGCAUGGCUUAAAGUUGCAACAAAGCACUCAAGUGCAUAAGAUCAACUCUACAGAAACAGACCUUAAGACUUUCUGAACUCAAAGCUUGCUAUCCUUGUCACCAUCAAUGAAUUCUAGCUUUUAUUCUUCUUUGUAUGAUACCCUUCUCAAGGGCUGUAAUGGUGAGGGAAACAGUAUUUUCCAUCCUAGUUUUUCUAGACCCAUGAUUGCUUCUCAUUUCUCUAACAGUAGAUGAAACUAGUUUAUAUUGCCUUUGAUUAUUAUGUAGGGAAACUUUUCGUAUCUUCAUUUUCAAACUUCCAAUGCAGAAUGGUAAAAUUCAAGUGUCUCUGUUUGCAGAUCAGGACCAUAACAUGUGUUUUCGUCUUUCUUUCUUAGUGGGUUGCCGAAAAGCUCUGGACAGCACAACAGUAGCGGCUCAUGAAUCUGAAAUCUACUGCAAAACGUGUUAUGGGAGGAAAUAUGGCCCCAAAGGAAUUGGUUUUGGGCAAGGCGCCGGUUGUCUCAGCACGGACACAGGAGAACAUCUGGGGCUGGAUUUACAGCACCACUCACCAAAGCCGGGUCGUCCGUCUACCCCUACCAACCCUUCAAAAUUUGCCACAAGGUUUGGAGAAGUAGAAAAAUGUCCUCGUUGUGGAAAGUCAGUGUAUGCUGCAGAGAAGAUAAUAGGAGGAGGAAAGCCUUGGCACAAGACUUGCUUCCGAUGUGCUUUUUGUGGGAAAAGUCUAGAAUCUACAAAUGUUACAGACAAAGAUGGGGAGAUUUAUUGUAAAGUUUGUUAUGCAAAGAAUUUUGGCCCUAAAGGAAUUGGAUUUGGCGGCCUCACUCAAGUUGAGAAGGUGGAAUAAGAUGCCAUG